Molecule: messenger RNA, 1403 nt
Organism: Vitis riparia (riverbank grape)
Lineage: Eukaryota; Viridiplantae; Streptophyta; Magnoliopsida; Vitales; Vitaceae
Exons: 10
Coding region: 24-1085 (353 amino acids)
Cellular component (GO): chloroplast
Source: RefSeq, a predicted model, not a curated record
AGGGAGAAAAGCCCACUCCAGCUAUGGCCAUGUUAUCUCAAUCAUCAUCCUUCUCAAACCCACCUCACAAGUUUUCCUCAAAUACCCAAUUCUCAUUUCCAGUCUCUCCCUUUUCAGUUUCCACUUCCAAAUUCUCACCAUUUUCUCCAAGAUUGUUGGGAAAUGGGAACUGGGUUUCUCAAGGAAAUAGAUUCCGGGCAAAAUCUGCUGACCCAGAUGCAGACCCCGGAUUUUCUCAGGAAGAAGAUGCAGUUUCCAGUGGUGGCACUGGCACCACCCCUUCCACCAGUUUCUUGUCUGUUCUCUGUCCCUUGCUCAAGCUCUUCUCUGCAGGAGAUCCUUCUCAAGAGCGGAACUACCUUUUGGAGGUAGCAACCUCUUCCUUGUCCACCUUGUCUAGAUUUCCAUGGGGAUCAAGAUCACUAUCAGACAGUUCACAAAGCGAAGAGGCCACCACUGUAGAUCCCCCAAUGCAUUUGCAGCUUUUUGAAUUCGAGGCAUGCCCCUUUUGCAGGAGAGUUCGAGAGGCCAUAACUGAGCUUGAUCUUUCUGUAGAGGUCUAUCCUUGUCCAAAAGGUUCUGUAAGACACAGGGAAAUGGUUAGAAGAUUUGGUGGCAAAGAGCAGUUCCCUUUCCUUAUUGACCCAAACACUGGUAUCUCAAUGUAUGAAAGUGGUGAAAUUGUGAAGUACCUAUUUCAGCAAUAUGGUAAAGGAAAAAGUCCCUCAACUGGGCUUUUGGAAAGCACAUUGUUCACAGGAUGGAUGCCAACUAUUCUUCGAGCAGGUAGAGGAAUGACACUAUGGGAAAAGGCCAGACUAGACCCACCAGCCAAAAAGCUGGAACUUUUCUCAUAUGAAAACAAUCCGUAUGCAAGGAUUGUGCGUGAGGCACUCUGUGAGUUGGAGCUUCCUUACAUACUUCAAAAUGUGGGAGAAGGCUCCCCAAGAACAAAGCUACUUAUUGAGGCAUCUGGGUCGAAAGAGGUCCCUUUCAUUAUCGACCCCAACACUGGUAUGCAAAUUGGUGACUACAAGAAGAUCUUGUCUUAUUUGUUUCAGACAUACGCCAUGGUCACUGUGUAGCUUCAAUAUCAGCCAUUAAAUGCUCUAUCACCCAGUAACACCAAUGGAGCUAUACCUUCAGCUCUGUGCAUAUGCUGUCAUACUAAGUCAUCAGAAUGUGGUUAUGGAAAAUCCUAGUUAAGUAUCGAGUGAUGGGUGUGAUUAUCCUUUUUUUUUGGAUUUGUUAGUAGGACCGUAUUAUUUUUCCAUUUGAGUUUUUAUAUAGUCCAGGAAUCACAUUUUUGUCUGUCAUACUACAGAAAUUGGUCAUCUAAGAGACAGUUAAUACUGUGAUAUGUACAGCUUUAGUCUAAUGAAUGCAUUCAUCUUUUUACUAUA